GCAGGUACUUGCGGUUGUGUUUGUAUCGGAGCUGUGAGAUUAAACUGGGCGGCGUGUUCUCGGUCCAAAGACCCACGUUGUGGUACAAGAUUUACACCAAACCUACCUGCACAUUUCUCAAUACAAUUUAGGCACUCUGUCUGUACGAAGAGGAUGGGAGGCAACAGCAGCAGCCACGUCUCGUAUGAAGACGACCACGUUACUUUUGUGAAGGGCAUUCGGCUGACUGACAAAGUCAUCAAUCGAAUGAGAGAGGAGUGCCAGGCCCAGAAGGUUGUCCAACCUCGCUCACAGCAGAAUGGACCUGCUUCCACGCUCUCAACAGAACCUGUGGUCCCUGUGUCCACACCGGCCCCCACAGUCGAUCAUUUGGUCCCCCUUCUGGUCUCCCCUUCCCUGUUUAUCCCCACAGCCCCUCCACCUGCGGUCCUACCCACACCUCAGUCUCCGCCUGUUCAGCCAGUAAAGCUUACUCCUCCACCUCCUGUCACAUUUGUCUCUGCUCCCUGUCCACCUGCGGCCCUACCCACACCUCCCUGUCCACCUGCGGCCCUACCCACACCUCCCUGUCCACCUGCGGCCCUACCCACACCUCCCUGUCCACCUGCGGCCCUACCCACACCUCCCUGUCCACCUGCGGCCCUACCCACACCUCCCUGUCCACCGGCGGCCCUACCCACACCUCCCUGUCCACCUGCGGCCCUACCCACACCUCCCUGUCCACCUGCGGCCCUACCCACACCUCCCUGUCCACCUGCGGAAUCGAUAGUCCGAGCUCCAGCUGUUGAACCUAUUGUUCCACCUCUAGAUACCAAAUUGCUUCCUCAAGGGGCAGAACCAAUACUUCCUCUGGUGCCUUUAGAACCUAUAGCGCCAUCUUUGGCCCCAUCUCCACCAAUAGAAGAACCCGUACUCCUAUGUACCCCUACCACUGAGGAACCUGUAGUUCUGCCGACACUGGCUGAACCUAUUGUCCCACUUGUCCCUAUAGAACCCGUAGAACCACCUAAGCCUGUGAAACCUGUGGUUCUAGCUUCUCCAGUUGUGGAACCAAUUGUGCUGCCUCCAGUGGUUGAAUCUGUUGUCCUACAUCACCCUGUAGAACAGGUAGACUCACUUACCCCUGACCCUUCACCUGUUGAAGCUAUUGUCCUGCCACCUGUUGUGGUUGAGGAAGUAGCAACACCUACCCUCGUAGAACCGGUAGUCCUGCCACCUGUUGUGGAAUCUGUCACCAUUACGACGCCACUUGUUGUAGAAGAGGUUGUCCUACCCACACGUCCACCUGUAGAGCCCCUACCUGUCUCUACUCCUCCGCCUGUUGCAGAACCUCCACCUCCCCCAGUCCUAGCACCUAUCCCAGAGCCUAUUAUGGAGGAACUUCCUCCAGCACCAUGUCCCUCCAUGGAGCUGGCCACCCUGCCUACUGCAUCGGCUGCUAGCAAACAAACUGAUCUCCCUCCCCCUGUAGAAGAGCCCAUAGCUCCCCCUCCUCCUCUCUCUGCCCCAGUAGAACCCAUGGUCAGCAUUCCACUACUCCCUCUCAUUGAAAACGUGGCUGUUCCAGUCGUGGCUCCUGUUGUGACCCUCCCUGUGAUCCCACUACAACCUCCAUUAGUAGUAGAUGAAGAAGUGCUGAGGAGGCAGAUCCAAGCUGAGCUGACGAAGGGCCUGGAAGAGGAGAUGAAAGUGAAGCGGCAAGAGUUUGAAAAACAGUUGUAUGAGGUGACGGUCCAGGCCAGAGCCCAGGCUCAGGCAGUAGCCCAGGCUCAGAUCCAGGAGGAGGUUAAGAAAAUCCUGGAUGUGGAGAAGGCAGCGCAGGGAGAGAACCUGAUGGCGGCCAUAGAGAAGGAACGCAUGACCACAGAGGAUGAGAGACUCAUGGCCCAGCUCUACGCCUUGCAAUGGAUAGAGCUUAAGGCCCACAAACUGGAGGAGAAAGAGAACCAAGUGAAGAAACAAGAUGCACUCUUCAGGGAACAGGUCGCCAAGCUGGAAGAAAAGAGUGCGCAGUUCUUCAAAGUCACCACAGAGAACUUCAAGAAGGGCCGAGAGGACGCUCACAACACCUUCAAGCGUGUUGACAUCAAGCCAGUGUGUGGUGACCUGCAGAGUCAGAUCCUGAAGUGCUACAGGGAGAACACUGGACAGACUCUCACCUGCUCUGGCAUCGCCAACUUGUACAUGAAGUGUGUGGACAACCACAAGACUAAGAGCAUUGGAGGUUAGAAGAGCCUAAUUUUUCACUAAUGGCGUUACUGUUUAACUAGAGGGACAGGAGCCGAACGCCAUCAGCCAUCGAGACGCACCAAAAACCAGUUGAACUGGUUUUGAUUUGAACUGUUCUGAGACCAUGACCACCACAGCUGAAGACACUCCUGCUGCACCAUCCCUUCCUCCCAUCCAUGGUAUCUGUAUUAACCCCCCCCCCGAGAGGGUCAGAGGUAGAAUGAGGAGCCCGUGUCCUGACCCAGUACAGGCUAGAGACUGGUACUGAUGUCAAAGGAUGUGAGAGAGAGCGCACAAUAUGGUUCUUGGGUACACAAAUGGACAGUGCUAUUAGCACUACACUGACGGAAAAUGGACAUUGUUACCAUGACUACACUAUGACAGGAAAUGGAACCGGAAAUGUAACACGUGAACUACACUAUGACAGAAAAUGGACAUUGUUACCAUGACUACACUAUGACAGGAAAUGGAACCGGAAAUGCAACGCGUGCACUACACUAUGACAAAAAAUGGACAUUGUUACCAUGACUACACUAUGACAGGAAAUGGAACACGUGAACUACACUAUGACAGGAAAUGGACAUUGUUACCAUGACUACACUAUGACAGGAAAUGGAACCGGAAAUGCAACGCGUGAACUACACUAUGACAGAAAAUGGACAUUGUUACUGUGACAGGAAAUGUGAGACAUCUCAUCCCUGACUGAAUAUAAAAUGCUUUAUACAUCUCCACAAAUGGAAAUAUUGGGAUUACGGUUUUGUUGUUGACAGCAGUAUGAAACAUAAUGGAAUGGCCAAGUUGUGAAAGAUAUUGUGCAUUGUUUGUUGAGUUAAUAUGCACCUAUGCCUUAAUGUCCUAUCAAAACACAAAUGUUGCCUAUGGGAAUUUUUUGUUGUUGUAAUUUUGAUCUUUAUUGUUAUAAAAUACAAACGGA
Molecule: messenger RNA, 3163 nt
Organism: Oncorhynchus gorbuscha (pink salmon)
Lineage: Eukaryota; Metazoa; Chordata; Actinopteri; Salmoniformes; Salmonidae
Product: proline-rich extensin-like protein EPR1
Exons: 10
Coding region: 154-2229 (691 amino acids)
Biological process (GO): inner mitochondrial membrane organization
Cellular component (GO): MICOS complex; mitochondrion
Source: RefSeq, a predicted model, not a curated record